Penicillium canariense is the source of this 930-nucleotide messenger RNA. Its product is annotated as putative peroxisomal dehydratase. NCBI's taxonomy places the organism in Eukaryota, Fungi, Ascomycota, Eurotiomycetes, Eurotiales, Aspergillaceae. The record is from RefSeq and is a predicted model, not a curated record. Gene Ontology annotation, cellular component: peroxisome. The transcript is spliced from 5 exons. The coding region runs from base 1 to 930 and encodes 309 amino acids.
AUGUCCGCGCCUGGAGCUGGUCACGAGUUCCCUUCCAAAGAGGUCUCUUGGCAGAAGCGCGAUGUUCUACUGUUCGCCAACAGCAUUGGCAUCAAGGCCGACGAGCUGCACUUCCUCUACGAGCUGCACCCGAAUUUCUCUGUUUUCCCAACCUACUCGCUCAUUCUCCCGUUCAAGCUCACUGACCAAGAGGUGACUGAUUUCUACGCACGCCAGCAGGCCACUCACAUUCCUGGUGUUCCCCAGUUGGAUCACCGUCACGGUGUUGAUGGUCAGCGCAAGCUCACAGUCCUGAAGCCACUCCCCCCUACUAGCGCCGGACGCAAGUUCGAGCUGCGCAACAAGGUUAUCGGUGUCUAUGAUAAGGGCAAGCCCGGCACUGUUAUUGAAACUGAGCAAUCGAUUGUGGACGCUGAGAGCGGCGAGGUGUACUCCAAGGUUCUGUCCAGCGGCUUCUUGGUUGGCCAGGGUGGCUGGGGCGGUCCCAAGGGGCCCUCUUCUGUUAACUUUCCCCCUCCCCAGGGGAAGACCCCUGAUGCCGUCCAUGUUGUGCAGAGCAACAUGGAGACUGCCCACUUGUACCGAUUGAACGGCGACUACAACCCUUUGCAUGCCACUCCCGAGCCUGGCCAGAAGAUGGGCUUCGGCGGCAUUAUCAUCCACGGCCUGUUCAGCUGGAACUCUGCCGCCCACGGCAUUCUGCGGGAGCUGGGUGGUAGCAACCCUGACAACCUCAGGGAAUUCCAGGCUCGCUUCGCAUCGCCUGUUCGUCCUGGUGACAAGCUCACCACUGAGAUCUGGCGGAUGGGCAAUGUGCAGACUGAUGGCUUUGAGGAAAUCCGAUUCGUCACGAAGAACCAGAACGGCAAAGUUGUCUUGAGCAAUGGACGGGCUUUGCUGAAGGUUACUGGUGUAAAGAGCAAGCUGUAA